Frankliniella occidentalis (western flower thrips) is the source of this 1958-nucleotide messenger RNA. RefSeq names its product elongation factor 1-alpha 2. Gene Ontology annotation, biological process: translational elongation; translation. The record is from RefSeq and is a predicted model, not a curated record. Lineage: Eukaryota; Metazoa; Arthropoda; Insecta; Thysanoptera; Thripidae. Gene Ontology annotation, molecular function: translation elongation factor activity; GTP binding; GTPase activity.
UUUCCGCCAGGCACAGCCAGGAGGUGAGUGCGCGCUGCAAGGUCCUUCGUGAAAUCCGGCCGCCGUCCGCCCCAGCUCCGCCAUCGGCCCGCAGGCUGACUGUGCUGUGCUUAUUGUUGCUGCUGGUACUGGUGAAUUCGAAGCCGGUAUCUCCAAGAACGGACAGACCCGUGAGCACGCUCUGCUCGCUUUCACCCUGGGCGUCAAGCAGCUGAUCGUGGGCGUCAACAAGAUGGACUCCACCGAGCCCCCAUUCAGCGAGACUCGCUUCGAGGAAAUCAAGAAGGAAGUCUCCUCGUACAUUAAGAAGAUCGGCUACAACCCCGCCGCCGUCGCCUUCGUGCCUAUCUCCGGCUGGCACGGCGACAACAUGUUGGAGCCCUCUGACAAGAUGCCAUGGUUCAAGGGGUGGAAUGUGGAGCGUAAGGAGGGUAAGGCUGAGGGCAAGUGCCUGAUUGAGGCUCUUGACGCUAUCCUGCCGCCCAGCCGUCCAACAGACAAGGCUCUUAGACUGCCACUUCAGGACGUUUACAAAAUUGGUGGCAUUGGAACCGUCCCCGUCGGUCGUGUUGAGACUGGUGUUCUGAAGCCAGGCACCGUCGUUACCUUUGCCCCCGCCAAUAUCACCACUGAAGUGAAGUCUGUUGAAAUGCACCACGAAGCCCUGACUGAGGCUGUGCCUGGCGACAAUGUUGGCUUUAACAUCAAGAACGUGUCAGUGAAGGAGUUGCGACGUGGCUAUGUUGCUGGCGAUUCCAAAAAUAAUCCACCCAGGGGUGCAGCUGAUUUCACUGCUCAGGUCAUUGUCCUGAACCACCCUGGCCAGAUCUCUAACGGCUAUACACCUGUCUUGGAUUGCCACACCGCCCACAUUGCCUGCAAAUUUGCUGAAAUUAAGGAAAAAUGUGACCGCCGUACUGGCAAGACUACUGAGGAAAAUCCCAAAGCCAUUAAGUCUGGCGAUGCUGCCAUCAUUACCCUUAUUCCAUCAAAGCCAAUGUGUGUUGAAUCUUUCCAAGAAUUUCCUCCUCUUGGACGCUUUGCUGUGAGGGACAUGCGACAAACUGUUGCUGUUGGUGUAAUCAAGCAAGUGACCUUUAAGGAGGCAACAACUGGUAAAGUCACAAAGGCCGCAGAGAAGGCUCAGAAGAAGAAAUAACUAGGUGUGAUGGGCUUCAAGGCCUAUGAGAUGGGUCCAGGGGGUGUAAAGGCUGCGCAGUUACAGAUUUGGACAUGUGUAAAGACUCUGAGAGUGAUGACAGAGCACACUAUACAAAGUACUAUAAAGCAACACGGCUUGAUUCUAUGUCAGCUGCGCAGCAUAGGCAAGGGGUUACUACGGCAUUGUUUUCAUCGCAAAGAGCUACGCCGGAAAAACUUCACAGUUCUUAGCUCGGAUAUCUUUAAAUUGUUUCCAUCUUCAAAGGGAUUAUUUUAUUUGUAACUCACCUUAUCUGAAUGUGGAAUUAGGUGAAUUUGUGUCAACGUUUCUUUAAGAUCCUGCAUGGGGUGAAUUUAGAUAACUUGCAUCAUUUUGCAUUGCAGUGAAGAAGUGUUUUGUUUGAAUUGUGGUUCAAUUUUGCAUUGCAUUUGAUGCAUAGCCAAUCUCUUUAUGAGAAUGACUUGAUUAUCUUUUUCACUUAUUUUUCAUACCACUUUUACCCAGAUAGUUUCACAUUGCAUUAGAAUUAUGUGCUAAAGCUUUUUGUAAAAUAUUUAUUAUUUUAUUUGUUUGAUAUAAUGAUAGUUUUUUAAUUAUGUUAAUGUUUCAAAUUGUGGUGGGUUGUUGGUUUGCAUCAUGUAGAGACGUUGAGAAGCCGUGUUGCUCGAGUGUAAAGCAGUAGUUGGAACAUGCCAAGUGUCAUUACAUUUCGAAUAAUCAUACCCUCAUAUAUGCCACCUGGCACUUCUUUCUUUUUGUUACCGUAUAAUUCCAUUAAAACAGGAUUGAAGGAAAA